CAGUCGAUCCUGUGCUCCGGUGAGAGCGGGGCUGGAAAGACCGAAGUGGCCAAGCUCGUGGUUCAGGCCGCCACCACAUCGAAGGAAUCGUCGUUCAAGGGAGGAGGGAACAAACUAAACCCCUUCUUCCAGACUCGUCAAGUUCAGAACCAAAUCAUCGAGAGCAACCCUCUUCUCGAAGCGUUUGGGAACGCAAAGACAGUCCGCAACGAAAACUCCUCUCGUUUUGGAAAAUUCAUUCAAAUUCUCUUCAGCCCUGACCACACGAUAUGUGGUGGUCGCGUACGACAUUACCUUCUCGAGAAGGCUCGGGUUGUGUCACAGCACAAGGGGGAGAGGAAUUAUCACGUGUUCUAUCAAAUCUGUGCGGGAUUGACUGGUGAACUGAGGGAUAAACUCCACCUUGCUGGUCCAGAGAACUUUCACUAUCUCAAUCAGAGUGGGGUUUAUCAGCUGCUCGAUACGGAUGGUAAACCCCUCUGCGAUGAAGUUGUGGAGUUCGAUCGAGUGCAGCAAUCCAUGACGCAGAUGCAGAUCGAAGAAGUGACGCAACGGCAAAUUUGGGAAGUCUUGGCUGCUAUCCUUCACCUUGGGAAUAUCCAGUUUGAGAGUGUAGAGAACAAAACCUCAGCGGACGGCUCCAAGGUAUCCAAUGGAGACAUUCUAUCCUUCACUGCAGAUUUACUAUCAUGUGAUGCCUCUGUACUUGAGAAUUGUCUUACACACAGCAUGGUCAAAGUGACCGGGGAAACCAAUCCGAUCCAGGUUCCUCAGAAAGCAGAAUCUGCCGCAGCAUCCCGCGAUGCACUUUGCAAGGUGAUCUACGAGAAGCUGUUCGCUUGGCUUGUUGGGUGUGUGAAUACUUGCCUGAGCUCCUCGGACCGCAAAGUUGAGAGUCACUUCAUCGGGGUGCUGGACAUCUUUGGUUUCGAAGUGUUCGAAUACAAUUCUUUCGAACAGCUCUGUAUCAAUUAUGCGAAUGAGACCCUGCAGCAGCAGUUCAUCAAUCAAAUGUUGCACUCGAUGAUGGCCCAAUACGAGAAGGAGGGCGUGAAGGUCGAUGCUAUCCCCUUCGAAGACAACUCCCCGUGUGUUGACUUGCUCGAGUCCAAGAUGGGAAUCUUUGCGCUGAUUGAUGAUGAAUGCAAUGUGCCUAAGGGAUCCGAAGAAGGAUUUCUAUCUAAGCUGAUGGAUCUCCACAAGAGCCAUACACAUCUGAAACCUGGAGGAUCCUCCUCGGAUCCUCACUUGAAGGAAGGCUUGCAGACCUCGAACGCUCAUUCCAAGUAUGGAUCUGCACGAGUCCAGAGCUCAAAAGAAGCAUUCGUGAUCAGCCACUUUGCUGGAGAGGUGGAGUACACCGUGACACUUUUCCUGGAGAAGAACCGCGAUACCAUCAAUGAAAGCCUCAAGACUGUUUUGAAAAGCUCCCAGCACGCUCUGAUCCGCACCAUCAUGCAAGAGUCCAACGCGGAUGAUACGGACAAGCGGCAACAGGACAAGCGCUCUCUUGGAUUCCAGUUCAAGCAACAGCUUCAGGAACUCGUGAGCCUGAUCGAAAGUGGAAAAGCUCACUACGUUCGAUGCGUCAAACCCAACAACGAUAGAAAGUCCCAUUGCUUCGAGGCACCCAACGUCAUCCGUCAGCUGAGAUGCUCUGGGGUCACCGAGACUGUGAGGGCUAGGAGAGCUGGCUGGCCGGUCUCCUACACGUUUGCAGAUUUUGUGAGCCGCUACGGGGAGGUCUACGUGAGCUCGGCCCGGUGUCGCAACUCAUCCUACGAUCACACCAAGAUCCUUGAGGUACCUGCUGGAGAUUCCAAGAGUCCUUGA
Molecule: messenger RNA, 1833 nt
Organism: Guillardia theta CCMP2712
Lineage: Eukaryota; Cryptophyceae; Pyrenomonadales; Geminigeraceae
Exons: 5
Biological process (GO): actin filament organization; vesicle transport along actin filament
Cellular component (GO): vesicle; myosin complex; cytoplasm
Molecular function (GO): ATP binding; microfilament motor activity; actin filament binding
Source: RefSeq, a predicted model, not a curated record